CCAACGUAUUCACUUUCUUUCACAGCAAAAAAAAAAAAAAAAGUCUCUAUCUCUUUAUUCUUAACGUUUUAGCAAACAAAUGGGUCGGAGAAAGAUCAAGAUGGAGAUGGUUCAAGACAUGAACACAAGACAGGUUACCUUUUCAAAACGGAGGACAGGUUUGUUCAAGAAGGCUAGCGAGCUAGCCACGCUCUGCAACGCUGAGUUGGGUAUUGUUGUCUUUUCACCGGGGGGCAAGCCUUUCUCUUACGGGAAACCGGAUCUUGAUUCCGUUGCAGAUCGAUUCUUGAAGGAAUAUGAUGAUAAUGAUGAUUCAGAUAGUGGCGAUGAAGAAGGAAGAGGUCGUACUAGACCUAAACUGAAGAGGAUGAGUGAACGUCUUGAUACGCUCAACCAAGAGAUUGAAGCUGAGAAGAAACGAGGCGAAAAGGCUCAAGAGAAGCUCGAGUCUGCUGGGGAUGGGAGAUUCAAGAAGUCCAUCGAGGCGCUUACUCUCGAGGAACUCAAUGAAUACAAAGACAAGCUCGAGACAGUCCAUGAUAGGGUCCAAGGUGAAGCCAGUCGCAUUCAGGCUUCGUCUGAUCUCGUACUUCUCUCCAACGAUAAGAAGAGCGGACUUGUUUAA
This is a messenger RNA of Camelina sativa (false flax), 625 nucleotides long. Lineage: Eukaryota; Viridiplantae; Streptophyta; Magnoliopsida; Brassicales; Brassicaceae. The record is from RefSeq and is a predicted model, not a curated record.